Molecule: messenger RNA, 1686 nt
Organism: Diachasmimorpha longicaudata
Lineage: Eukaryota; Metazoa; Arthropoda; Insecta; Hymenoptera; Braconidae
Product: aldehyde dehydrogenase X, mitochondrial-like
Exons: 9
Coding region: 124-1593 (489 amino acids)
Molecular function (GO): aldehyde dehydrogenase (NAD+) activity
Source: RefSeq, a predicted model, not a curated record
CUGGUAUAUAUAGACAUCUGGGCGUGUGACCGUGAAUUCAUUGUCAGAGUCGAGUCGUCUCAGGCAGAACAGAAAAUCCAUAACUUCUACAGACGGAAAUUAAAUCGAGGUCUAAGUGAAGCAAUGGCGAACCCGAAUCCUCUUAUUAAGUACACGCAGUUAUUUAUCAACAACAAAUUUGUUGAUGCCGAGAGCAAGAAGAAAUUCACUACUAUCAAUCCAUCUACAGGGAAAGUUAUCACUGAAGUGGCUGAAGGAGAUAAGGCUGAUGUGCUUAAAGCUGUCUCAGCGGCAAAAGCUGCCUUCGCCAGGGGAGCACCGUGGAGAGUACUCAAUGCCUCUGGCCGAGGACUCCUCAUCAGCAAGCUUGCUGAUCUCUUGGAAAGGGACGCCGAAUACAUCGCUAAUUUAGAAGCUUUGGACAAUGGGAAGACGUACCUCAGCGCUCUUGGGGACAUUCAAGCUAGUGUCGGGUGUCUCCGCUAUUACGCCGGGUGGUGCGACAAAAUCCACGGGAACACCAUUCCAACUGAUGAUGGCAACUUGGCGCUGACGAAGAAGGAGCCGAUUGGAGUAGUUGGCCAGAUUAUUCCCUGGAACUACCCCGUAGCAAUGCUAGUGUGGAAAUGGGGGCCAGCUCUGGCCACCGGCUGCACAAUUGUCCUGAAACCCGCUGAGCAGACCCCCCUGACAGCCCUGUACAUGGCUGCACUGGCCAAGGAGGCGGGAUUCCCACCUGGAGUCCUCAACGUCAUCACUGGCUUCGGCCCAACUGCUGGAGCUGCCAUCAGCGAAAAUCCAGACAUUCGCAAAGUCGCAUUCACUGGAUCCACUGAUAUUGGUCACGUCAUCCUGGAGGCAGCAGCCAAGUCGAACUUGAAACGCGUCAGCUUGGAGUUGGGAGGAAAGAGCCCAAUUGUUGUUUUCGAUGAUGCAAAUGUGAAAGAAGCAGCUAAAAUAGCCCACGACGCCCUCUUCUCGAACCACGGCCAAAGCUGUUGUGCCGGUUCCCGGACGUUCGUCCAGGCGAAAAUCUACGACGAAUUCGUGAAGUUGUCGAAAGAGCUGGCCCUCAACCGUAAGGUCGGAGAUCCCUUCGAUCCGACCGUGAUUCAGGGACCCCAGAUCGAUCAGGACAUGUUGGACAAAGUCCUCGGUUUGAUAAAAUCCGGAAAAGAGGAGGGAGCUGUGGUUGAGACAGGCGGUGAGCGCCAGGGUACCGUCGGUUUCUUCGUGAAACCCACCGUCUUCUCGAAUGUCAAAGAUGAUAUGAGAAUCGCUAAGGAGGAGAUCUUCGGACCUGUUCAGUCCAUUCUGAAAUUCAAUACUCUCGAGGAAGUCAUUGAGAGAGCGAACAACACCACUUAUGGCCUCGCGGCUGCGGUCAUAACGAAUGAUAUCAACAAGGCUCUUCUGUUCUCCGACGCUGUUGAAGCAGGAAGUGUCUGGGUCAACUGCUACGACGCCAUCACCCCGCAAACUCCAUUCGGAGGAUACAAGAAAUCUGGAAUUGGCCGUGAGCUCGGCGAGGAUGGCCUCGAGGGCUAUCUGGAAACCAAGACAAUCUCAAUUAAGAUUCCAUCACUGCUGUGAAAUAUUGACCAAGAGGCUGCGCUUUUAUAAAUUGUCUGAUGCAUGAAACUAUUUUUGUACUCGCCCAAUAAAUAAUAAUAUAGUUAUUCAUUA